Lactuca sativa (garden lettuce) is the source of this 2979-nucleotide messenger RNA. RefSeq names its product protein FAR1-RELATED SEQUENCE 5. The record is from RefSeq and is a predicted model, not a curated record. NCBI's taxonomy places the organism in Eukaryota, Viridiplantae, Streptophyta, Magnoliopsida, Asterales, Asteraceae. Gene Ontology annotation, molecular function: zinc ion binding.
UCAGUCAGUUGUCCAAUCUUUUUCCUUCAUCUCUUACUUCUCUUGAAAUAAGUGGAUUUGAGAAAGUGGAAUCAGUUUCAAUGGGACUCCAACACCUCACCUCCCUCCAGCAUCUCUCCAUUAAGAACUGCCCAAAGAUGAUAGAUCUACCAGAAAUGUUGCUGCCUUCACUUUUGAGUUUGAGAAUAUCUAGAUGCCCAAAUCUGAAGGAAAGGAGUAGUAAAAGAGGCUCCUACUGGCCCCUCGUUUCACAUAUCCCCUGUAUCCACAUAUAUUAACAAGUUUAGACUUAAUUCUAAAGUCGGCAAUUCCUUCAUCGUCCUUCUGGAGAAAAAGAAAUUGGUUUUAUGCUUUCUCUUUCAGCGAUGAGUAAUUCACAAAAAUCAUAAAAAAAACGCUGAAGAUAUACUUUCGUUAACUGCUUCACGGACAAAAUUCAUAAAAAAAAAAUUUAGAAAAUUGGAUAUUAGUCGAUGCGUCAUAGAGGAGAAACGCCAUAAACAACAACUAGCCUCCAUCAGACCAUGGUGUUUGAAACUGAAGCAGCUGAUCAGGCUAUAGAACUGUAUAUAAAUGAAAAUGUUGACACAAACGAUUUUGUGGAAGCAACAUAUGAAUCAGAAGAAGUUAACGAUUUCGGUGUGAACAUUGAAAUUGACGAAAAUGAUGUUGAUGAUGAAAGGAUACUAGGAAAGGUUUUUGAAACACCCGACGAUGCCUAUACAUUUUAUAAUGAUUAUUCAUUUUUGCAUGGCUUUGGUAUACGUAGAGAUGACACAAUUAAAAAUCCUAAAACAAAUGAGCCUUUUCGGAAAAUAUAAGUAUACAACAAAGAAGGUUUCAAACGGAUGGACAAAAAUGAUUCAAGUGAAAAUGAGAAAAAAAUGUCGUAGAGAUGUUAGAGCCGGAUGUCAGGCAAAGCUUCGAAUAACAAGACAGGAGGAUGGAAAAUGGUUGGUGGACCCGUUUAAUGACACACACAAUCAUGACGUGACCAUGACACCUACGAAGGUGAUGAAGCAUCGAUCUCAUAGCAAUUUCCACCGUUCAAUAGAAGGUAAAUCUAUUAUGGUGCAGUUUGGUCAAGUAGGGUUGAAACCUUCUCAGAUUAAAAAGGCUGUUAAUACACUGAAAACCUCAAAUGUAGCUGAUGUAACAUCAAAGCAAUGUGCUGAUGUUUUAUCUGAGCAUCGAAAACAACAUAGAGAUAAGGAGUUUUAUGGACUUAUAAAACAUUUUCAAGAUAAAACAUUAGUUGACAGUGACCAGUAUUUUGUUGUGGAUUUGUCUGAUGAUGGGUAUCCUAGAAACAUCUUUUGGGCUGAUGGUAGAUCAAGAGACGCCUAUACAAAAUUUAGAGAUGUUGUUGUGUUUGAUGUCACUUAUAUGACUAACAAAUUCAAGAUGCCUUUUGCUCCCUUUACCGGAGUGAAUCAUCAUGGGCAGUCUAUACUUUUUGGUGGAGCAUUGCUUGAAAAUGAAAAGGAAGAAACAUUUGAAUGGUUAUUUGAACAUUUCCUCAAAUGUAUGUUUGACAAGUAUCCGAAGGCAAUUAUUACCGAUCAAGACAAAGCUAUGGGCAAUGCAAUAAGAAAAGUGUUUCGAAAUACUCAACAUCGCUUUUGUUCAUGGCAUAUUAGGAAGCAUGAAACUGAACACCUUCGAUCAUAUGUUUCCCGUUAUAGUGAUUUUCAAGAGACACAUAGACGAUGGGUAAAUAGUGACACCGUUGAACAAUUUGAAGCAACAUGGGAAAAUAUUCGAAUUAAGUAUGAACUGGAAAUCAAUUGUUGGCUUAGUGACAUGUAUAACCAACGUAUACAUUGGGCUAAACCCUUCUUGAAGGAUAUUUUCUUUGCUAGUAUGACCACAACCGGACGAAGUGAGAGUAUUAAUUCAUUUUUUGAUGGAUUUGUUAACUCGAGGACCAUGUUAAAUGAAUUUGUUGUACAAUACGACAAAGCAGUUGAGUCACGAAGGGCUGCCGAAGAAGAUGAAGACUUUAAGACUAUGAACUCGAGACCGGUUCUUUCUUCAGUGCAUCCAAUCGAAGCAAAAGCAGGUCAAAUUUAUACUAGAAAGAUGUUUGAUACUUUCAAAAAAGAAUGGACCGAAGCUAUUACCAAUUUGACUCACGAGACCAUAACAAAAACUACAGAAGAAAGCACAUAUAGAGUUGGCCAAUUGGAUGUUGAUAAUAAAUAUUGGCGUAUUGUUACCUUUUGUUCUUUAAAUCAAGUCAGCGUCACAUGUUCGUGUUCUAUGUAUGAGACAAAUGGGAUUUUAUGCAAGCAUAGCUUGUAUGUGAUGAAGAAGAAGCAUGUUCAAGAACUGCCGAGUCACUAUAUUUUACCGCGAUGGACCCUUGAUGCUAGGUACAAAUUGGGUAGUGUUAGUAUCGGACUCGAAGAAAUAAAUAAUGAAAAUGGAGUUAGUGCGUACACAUUAUUUUGUGUUCGUUCGAAUUUUACGAAACUAAUUGAACAAGCAAGGGACUCCCCUUCAGAGAUACAAAAACUUAAUAAGAUAUUGACAAGUCUUUUGAAUGAUCCAGCAAAUCGAAAAAAAUCUAUGUCCUUGGAGAAUACAUCUUAAAGUUCUUGUAUGGGAGUUUCGCAAGUAAAUAUGAUGCCACAGUUAUCUAUCCGUGAUCCUCUUGGUCCAGUUACUACAAAAGGGCGUCCUAAACUUGCAAGUAUAAUCAAGUCUUCUUUAGAAGCCCCUAAAAAACGAACAUGCUCUUAUUGUCAAGGAUUAGGUCAUUAUGCUACUAGUUGUUCAAAAAGAAAGGCGGAUGAAUCGUUGCAAGAGACAUAAUGAUGAUAUGUGUUGUUUCUAUGGGCAAAAGAAAAAGUAGAUGCUUCAUGACAUUUUUUUUUGGUUAACUGCACGUUUUUCAUGUUUUAGACACAAACAAUGUAUGAAUAUUGAUGCUUCUUGAGAAUUUUAAUGUUUUCGAAUGAAAUUUGUUGAUUUUUU